AUGGUUGCCCGCGCGCGGUCUCAGUUCAUGACAUACAUCGCACGCGCAUUCUCUUUUCAAAAAUCCAACAUCCGUUCGGGAACUCGGCGAAAAACUUUUCAGCUGUGCCAAGUGAAAAAAAAAAUGUUUUUAAUAUUUUUAUUCACCGCUUUUACGUUAGCGGCGGCGGAGUAUGAAUUGCCGAGCGAUUUUUUGCGGUGUCAGCAGAGAGACACCAAAAUCAAUGACUGCCUCAAAAAAGCCGUUCCUGACGCUCUACGGAGAAUGAAAGAUGGAAUUCCCUUACUAUCAGUACCACCUCUGGAGCCACUCCUGGUGUCCGGCAUGAACAUCGAGUCCGGCGCGGGGCCCGUGGUCAUCACGCAGACGUACAAGGCCAUCAAGUUACACGGCCUCACCGACUCCAUACUUACCAGUUACAAGGCUGACCUGAAGCACUUCCGCCUGCGCACGGACUCCAUCACGCCCAAGAUGGAGUUCAUCGCCGACUACGUGAUGAAGGGCAGGAUCCUCGUGCUGCCCAUACACGGGAAGGGGAUCGCUAACAUCACCAUGGCAAAUCUAGUAGUAAAGCACGAUCUGAUCGGCGAACCGGUGGUCAAAGACGGAGAAACAUACAUGCACAUCAAAGACUAUCGCGUCAAGUUCAUCCCGGGCAAGGUGUAUCUCCACUUCUCCAACCUGUUCAAUGGCGACAAGAGACUAGGCGACCAGAUGAACAUUUUCCUCAACGAAAACGCCGACCUCGUCUUCAAUGAAUUGAAAGAGUCCUACGAGAAGAGCCUCAGCUCCGUGUUCCAAGACGUCACUAAUAAAAUAUUCGACAAAGUGCCAAUGAAAAAGAUCUUCCCCGAAGAAUAACUCAACUGUGAUCCCAAAUAUUAAGUUUAAGAUAAAGUUUAAUGGUGGAAAUUAGUUACCUAGAGAAAGAGACUAGAAUAAAAUAAUUACUGGGUUUAAAAUGCAGUAAUAACUGUAUUUAUUGAA
Molecule: messenger RNA, 987 nt
Organism: Maniola jurtina (meadow brown)
Lineage: Eukaryota; Metazoa; Arthropoda; Insecta; Lepidoptera; Nymphalidae
Product: protein takeout-like
Exons: 6
Coding region: 1-861 (286 amino acids)
Source: RefSeq, a predicted model, not a curated record